This is a messenger RNA of Linum trigynum, 4157 nucleotides long. NCBI's taxonomy places the organism in Eukaryota, Viridiplantae, Streptophyta, Magnoliopsida, Malpighiales, Linaceae. The record is from the annotation of a GenBank genome assembly.
CCGGCCAUGUACCCCUACUUCGAUUGUUUGAAACAUUAUCUAGCAAUUGGUUUUUGGUUGAAACUACGAUUUAAACUAAAGCGAUUGGAAAAGUAAAGGGUGUGAACACUAGUUGAUAAGGCUUCACCUGGGUGUUGUUCCCCCUAACUAGUUAUAAAUGUGAGUUAUACCGAACGAAAGUGCAUUAUGAAGGUGGUUGCUAACCGUAGGGAAGCGCAACAAGUGAACCGGGUUCACUCUCUUGAUAAAUUGGCUAAGGGGCUACAAGCCAAGCUACCUAGGUGACUCUCUUAACCAAUCGGCCAAGGGAAACAAGUCAUCUUACCUAGGUAACUCUCUUAGCCAAUCGUCUAAGGCUUACCAAGCUUCACCCUCGAAUCAAAGUUCAGACGGCUAAAUCACAACCAACACAAGGUGUUUAAACGUAGUAAGAGGUGUGCCCUAAUUUUACCUAGGUAGGUGACUCAAUUAGGCCAAGGAAACCCAACUUUUGAAAGCCUCUUCAUAAGAAGGGAGUUUUCCUCUACCUGGGUCAAAUUGGCAAACUAGUUGGAAAUGGAAAACACAACACAACAUCCAUGAAAAAACCUCAAUACUUGCAUUAAAACACAACCAUACACAAAUCAUUCAAUUCAUACAAACUUUCACAUGUUUCUAGCUAGGGUUCACAAAACCCAAGUGAAAUAAAGGACUACUUCAUGCUAGGUAGAAGGAAUAGACAAAGGAGAGAAGAGAAAACCAUCUUGGAGAUGAAUGCUUUCUUCCUUUUGUGGGGUAUCAACCUUGAAGGUGGAUAUUCCCAAAACCUUGAGCUUGGAUGAAAUACUAGCCUCCUUCUUCUUCCUUGCUCAUCAUUUUCUCUCUCUAGAAGUCUUGAAGAAGAAGAAGUGAUCUUCGGCAAAGGUGCACCAUUUCACGGCCCAAGGCGAGUGUUCACGGUCCAACGAUCGUGAACCAGUCGAGGUCCAGUGAGGUGUGCAAAAACCUUAUGGAACUAUUGCACUUCACGGUCGGGGCUCAUUCUUCAUGGUCUUGGAGGCCAUGAACUGAUGGCUUUCACCGUGAUCAGCCGUUGCCCUCUCCUUUUGGCCCGUUUUCACUCCUUUGCAUCCAACUUUCAUUCUCGGGGUUGAUUUACCUACUAGGAUCUGAAAAAUAGAAAAACAAAGUACGACCUAGCAUAAAACCAAACCCCAUUGGGUGAAAUCGCCUCAAACAUCUAAGGAAAAGGGGGCAAAAUGUGUGUAUUUUGACUCGAAUCACUCCCUCACACUUAGACACAAGCAAACCAAUUCCAAACAAGGUAAUAUUUCAACCUAACAAAAUAACUUGGGGACGUAUCAAAGGGCUCAAAGUGGGUGAAUAUCAAUGGCUAUUGAACCUCAACACAUGAAUGGUAACAAGCAAUACUGGUAUCCACCACAAACGACAUUUGAAUGCAUUAAGAACGUGCAAACGAAAAGUUCGCACAAUGUGUACAUAUCAAAGAAGUCUCGAGCGGACUACUCACCAACCACAACUAACCAUGCAAAGAACUCAAGUCCAAGGAACAAACGAAUGGGCAACAUAGGUCCUCACCGGGAUAAGAUAUGAACAUGCAAAAUGAGGAUGAAUCACUCACUCUCAACUAGUGGGGUCAGGAACUUUUGGUGCAAAAGAUGUGCACAAUCAUCAAUACUCAACCCUAUCGUUUCUCCACUACGACGACAACCUCUAAAUGCAAGAGUUCAUGGGAUGGUUGUCGUCACUAACUUGUCCGGAGGUCUUAGACACUGGUUCAAAUGAUUGGCAUUUGUCUUGGACAUGGGGAAAAUGCAUUUUGGGUGGUGGCAAACAAAUCAUGAGGUUCUACAUCUUCAACCUAAGACACAAGGUUCUAUGGUUUCGACUUGAACCUUCCCUACAAAAAAUGUCCACUAGCAUCGACCAAAAACCACACUUCCCUUCUUCCAAACCAUUACCAAUCACGAACUACAUUCAAGCACACUUCUUUGGCUUAUCUUGCUAUCCACUAUUCAAUCAAAGCAGUGAAGGAGGUCAAAAAACAAUUUCUUAGAGCAUACACUUUCUUAGGUGUUUCAAUGGCUUGAGUGCCAAGAAACCCUUUCUUAGAGCAUACACUUCAACAUUUUGUGGCAACUCUCUAUCUCUUAUUUACCCCUAUUAUUUCCUCUUUUUUUAUUCCUUUUUCUACUUUCCUUCUUUUUUCGAGAGGGUGGGGGGGGGGGGUACUAGAGAGCUAAAAACAUGCCAUUUUUACAUUUAACGAACAAUGCUCUCUAUUAAGAUCUUUCCUCCAACACUACCUUUUCAUUCCUAGCAAGAACCGUGCAAAACCCACAUAUGUAGAACCUCAAUGGAGCUCAAAAGCGAGAACUCCGAGACACAAGGAUGACUCACAACGGUUUAGACAUGAAGAAAAGAAAAUGAUCGUUCUAUCAAUCACCAUUAAGCUAAAAAAAAAAGCAACAAGCUCUUAAAAUGAGAACGACACAAAGUCAUACGGCUCAAAGGGGUUGACAAGGGGAUAAAAUUUUUCGGGACAGUCAACUUUUGGGCGUGGACUAAUCCUCGUGAGGGAGAGAUGCUUACUUGCAAGAAAGUUUGCAAAAGAUUGGUACAAUGCGCGUCAACGUGAAAAAAGGAGACCAAUAAAUGAAAACUCCUAAAUCGAAAGAAAGAAUAAAGAGCACCCUCUAGAGUUACUAUGCUUAAUGGUUGUUGAGAAGGGGGUGCACACAUUGUAUGUUGAUCCUAAGGUAGUAAGUAUGGUCCUCACCACGGAGUUUGUGCGUGCACCGUAAGAUUAUAGUAACGUUUUCUCAUCAUCGUCUACUCUUCUUUAUGCAGUGAAGAACUAGAGUGCAUCCCGCCUUAAUUUGUUGAUCAAGUUGCAUUAGUUUGAGUAGGUUUUCCUGGGGACAAGCAAACACCUAAGUGUGGGGGAGUUUGAUAACACCUAAAUUGGUGUUAUUUACCCUUCAUGUUUAGGUCUAUUUCGUGCUAAUUCAUGUGCAUAAUCGUUUGAAUAGCGUCAAUUGCAUCCCUAUUUCGUUCCUAUUUGAUUAUGAUGUGAUUUUAGGGUGCGUUAGACAAUACAUGCAAAUCAGGUAUGAAAAAGGACACAAGUGUAGCAAAAAGAGGACAGGAAGGUUCAUGAUCGUGGCCUAGAAGAGGAGAUCACAACCGAGAAAUCAGACGGCAAACUUAAGGAGAAGAUCACGGCCUAAGAGCCCAAGAUCCCACCCGCAAACCUUGAGGUGUCAGGUGCGAACUUCGCGAAGGUAUCAACCGAGGAGAAAUAGAGAGUUUCCCCAAUCUAAUCACGGGUUGCAUUGAGUUUUGACCGUGAAGAAGAUCGUGGUCGAAGCAACAAAGUUUGCGACCCCGAUCUUUGAGCCAGAGCCCGGGAACUUGCUUGUGUCUGCUGAGAUCGAUGAAUAGGGAACCCCUUCUCCCUUAGAAGGUGGCUUUUGGCAGAUUUCUAAUUCUAGAGAAAGAAUAGAGAGAGAAGUUGAAGGAAGGAGAAGAAGACAACGAGAAGAAGUGGAUGAGAACUAGAAGAAGGAUCCACAUCUCUUGAAGUCCCUUUCUUCAUGAUUUAUUCCCCUCUUUGUAUGUCUUUCCUUCUCCCCUACAUGGGGUGAUCUCCCAAGGUACUAGGGGUUUAAAUGCCUAAACCCUAGUUCCAGGGUUGCUAUGUAAUGAAUAGAUAUUUUAGUAUUAUAAUGAAUGAAUGUGUUAAUCUAGUUAAUUUCAUUGAUUCUCUAGCUUUGAUUGUGUUUGGAUAAGUCUCCCUAAUCUUCUCUACUAGCCUACUUGAGCUUCUACACUGGGUAUGGAGUUAUAGGGUUAGACGGGUAUGCGCCAUCAAGCAAAUUGAGGUUAGAUAUAUGAAUAGGAUCCUAUGGUGGACGAGGCGACCGUACCCCUGCCAUAGGAAGGCCUUCCUAGAUAGAACCCGGGAUAAAACCUCGGUGUGGACGGUGGGUAGUACCCAUUGAAAAGAGUUAUGUGCUUAAUGCCCCAGAUGUGAUAGCCUAGAUCGAGGUGUCUAACAUGGGUUUAGGGGAGGCGUAUUCGGAGGCAUGUGGAUAGCCACGAAAGCCCACGGAAAAGAGCUCACUCACCACAUUCGAUAAACCUAUUUAUUUAGA